GGCAUCCAGAAGGGUCCCCGCUCCGACUUCGACAUGGCCUACGAGCGCGGCCGCAUCUCGGUGUCGCUGCAGGAGGACAGCACCGGCGCCUUGGCCGCCUUCUCCCGGUCCGUCUCGCACGAGCCCAAGGAGCGCAAGUCAGUGACGGUGGAGGAGCAACCGUCUGGCGUCUACCACUACAACUACUGCGAGGACGAUUCGGCAACCGGGGACUGUCCCUUCGGGCCCUACCAGGGCCGCCAGACCAGCGCCAUCUUCGAGGCUGCCAAGCGGGAGCUGGUCAAGCUCAUGAAGGUGGAG
This is a messenger RNA of Aptenodytes forsteri (emperor penguin), 300 nucleotides long. RefSeq names its product neuropathy target esterase-like. NCBI's taxonomy places the organism in Eukaryota, Metazoa, Chordata, Aves, Sphenisciformes, Spheniscidae. The transcript is spliced from 2 exons. The annotation marks the transcript as partial. The record is from RefSeq and is a predicted model, not a curated record.